Molecule: messenger RNA, 534 nt
Organism: Camellia sinensis
Lineage: Eukaryota; Viridiplantae; Streptophyta; Magnoliopsida; Ericales; Theaceae
Source: RefSeq, a predicted model, not a curated record
AUGUCGAAUGGCUCUGAACUAUGUCAUUUUUCCUCUCUCGCCUUGCCUAGGCUGCUCGAUUCCACUUCGACUUUGACUCUGCUGGACUUCGACUGGGUUGCUCGAUUCGACUUCGCAGAGAAUGACCCGGCGGUGAUCGGGACAUUCCCAACUUUCAUGUAUUCGGUGGUAACGGGUCUGAAGAUCGGAAAAGGUGCACUUGUGUGCGCUGUUUGUCUCAAUGAAUUCGAAGACAUUGAGAAUCUCAGAUUGAUCCCCAAAUGCGACCAUGUGUUUCACCCCGAAUGCAUCGAUGCUUGGCUCAAUUCUCAUGUGACUUGUCCGGUUUGCAGAGCCGAUCUCGUUCCUCAACCCGGUGAGACUCUGCAAAUUCCAGAUUUCAAUCUCCAGAUCGAUGUUCCGGAGGAAACCCAGAACCCCCAAAACCCAACCGAUGAAGUUUCGAUCCGGGUCGUUGAAGAUCCGGAAGAAGACUAUCUUCCUCCUCCUCCUCAGGCGCUGGACCGGUGGGGUAGAAGGGGAGGAUGUUGUUAG